AUGCAGCCCAAAGCCCAUCAUUACGAGGCGACACCGGCUCGCGACGUAGACACAGAUGAGAUUGAAUUGAAUCCCACCAGCGAAUCAUCUCGUAAACGCAGCAUGCGCAACAAGCCUUAUUCCGAAUGGCCCCUUUCAAUCUCUAUAAACACAUCCAUCGCCAUUAUGUCCACUGCCUGUACGGCAGCUAUGAUGCACAAUGUGAGCGCUUUCAUAGGACAGUUUAAAUGGCUUCAUUUCAAGCGAUCUUCGCAGAGCGUGUACGAUGUUGAGAGAUUUGAUGAGGCCAGUCGAGGUCCACUUGGAGCUAUCCUCCUUAUCUUCAGAGUUCCAUGGAAUCUUGCAACAUUGGGAGCCUUCAUAACGAUUCUCCGUCUGGGCUUCUCUCCACUCUCUCAGGCUGUGGUUAGCCUAGAACCCAAGAUGGUAGACGUCCCAAGUAACGACUCGACUUUUGGAUAUGCACACGCUUAUGAUAGAAACAUGACAACGGGUGCUCAGUCCGAGAUACCACCGGAUACACAAAUGCAAUCAGCUAUUCUCCAAGGCCUUUACGAUAUAAGUUCCAUUCCUGUGUUUAACUGCGGUGGCGCCUGUCUCUGGAGGAACCCGUAUGUAUCCUUGGGCUUUAAGAGUACGUGCAAGAACGUAACCAUGUCGACGUUGGAAACAAAGCAUUGUAUCAAGCCAGAAGGGAGACCAGGGAUGGUGUUUGAUCGCAACUGUAAUUUCACAACGCCGGGAAACAUCACACUUACAACUCAGCAUGUGCGAACCGACUCCCAAACAACUUUCCGAAUCAACGUUACACGUACUCAUCUGGCUCAUCCCGAUAAUAUCACCACCACGCUUGAUGACAUUGUGAGAAUCGCUGUUUGGAGAUCAGGCUAUGAUACCAGUUUCAACGCUACUGACAUCAAUAUCACGGAAUGUGCCGUCGGAUUUACUGCGUAUGAGUACCCUAGGGCCGAAGCGAACGGUAGCACCUUUUCUUUCGGAAAGGUUGCUGAAAUGGAUAUUAGACAUGCCAAUUGGUCCUGGGAGAAUCCGAUGGCUCGAACUCAUCUCACUAGCAACAAGACUUCUAGCCUACCUCCGUUUAAGAUAUCCAUCGUCGACAUCGAGGCACUGCAAGCCUUUUUCGAGUCCACCACUUUCCAAUCCGAAUUUGUAAGCGGGAGCGCAAAGAAUAACAACCCCGGACUUAGUGCCGCCUUGGAUGGAAAUACUAACCUCACACGUGCUUUCGAUAACAUGGCACGGGGCAUGACAGACUAUCUCCGUUCAGGGCCAAACGAGAAGCUAGCCAAAGGAGUUUUAAGAGAAAACCAGAUUUUUGUGUUCGUCCGGUGGUAUUGGUUGGUUGGCCCUGCGGUUUUAGAGCUAUCUGCGUUGAUAUUUGCAGUCUUUACGAUAGUAGGCACUGCGAGGAAGCAUGAGGUGCCGCUGUGGAAAUCUUCGGCUCUUGUAUUAUUAAGCUGUCGGCAUGACGUGGACUCAGGUGUAAUUCAUGGAAGAUUCGGAGAUAUCAAAGAGAUGGAGAAGAUGGCAAAAGUAUCGAAGGCACGGCUAGAGUAG
Fusarium fujikuroi IMI 58289 is the source of this 1578-nucleotide messenger RNA. RefSeq lists its product as uncharacterized. The transcript is spliced from 3 exons. The coding region runs from base 1 to 1578 and encodes 525 amino acids. The record is from RefSeq and is a predicted model, not a curated record. NCBI's taxonomy places the organism in Eukaryota, Fungi, Ascomycota, Sordariomycetes, Hypocreales, Nectriaceae.